AUGGGGAGCCAAGGCCUGGCCUCCUACAGGAGAAACAAUUCCCCUGAUGGGUCAGACAUCACGGGUCCAGACCUGUACCUCUACGACACUGCUACUCGCCAGAAGCGGCUCUUCACCGUCAGGGACCCAGAGCGACUCCAGCCAGGGGUCGACAUGUAUGUCUGCGGCGUCACUGUGUAUGACUUCAGUCACAUAGGGCAUGCUAGGGUGUAUGUGGCGUUUGACAUCCUCUACAGAUUCCUGCUGGACAAGGGGUACCCAGUGCGAUAUGUGCGUAACUUCACAGACAUCGAUGACAAGAUCAUCAAGAGGGCAAGGGAGGCAGGCGAGCACUGGCAGAGCCUGACGCAGCGCUUCAUUCAUGAAUUCCACACAGACAUGGAGGCACUGAACUGUUUGCACCCUGUGCUAGAGCCACGAGUCACGGACAACAUUCCAGCCAUUAUCUCCAUGAUUCAGUCCAUCCUCAGAAAUGAGCAUGCCUACUGCGUGGAUGGGGAUGUGUACUUUGAGGUGGCGACUCUGCCCCAGUAUGGCGCGCUGUCUGGGAGGAAGCAGGAGGACAACCGGGCGGGGGAGCGGGUGGACGUGGAUGGCCGCAAGCGCGGUCCCGCGGAUUUUGUGCUCUGGAAGGCUGCCAAGCCAGGCGAGCCGGCCUGGGACUCGCCCUGGGGCCAGGGCCGUCCCGGCUGGCACAUUGAGUGCAGCGCCAUGAUAGCGAGUCACUUUGGGGAGGAGGGCAUCGACAUCCACGGCGGCGGCAGGGAUCUCAUCUUCCCGCACCACGAGAACGAGCGGGCGCAGACCAUGGCUGCCACGCGGCACUCCGGCGGCUGCGGCUGCGAGACGGGUUCGUCUGGCGACGGGCGCGAGCUGGCGCGGUACUGGAUGCACAACGGCUUUGUGAAUGUGGACAGCGAGAAGAUGAGCAAGUCGCUGGGCAACUUCUUCACCAUCCGUGACAUCCUGGGCGCCACGCCGGCCGCGGCCCUGCGCUGGUUCCUGCUGAGCACACACUACCGUGCUCCGCUCAACUUCACGCCCACCGCUCUGGACCAGGCCACCGACCGCGUGUACUACGUUUUCCAGACCCUGGCCGACGCCGAGGCCGCCGCGCGCGCACACGACCCGGAGGUCGACAUGGACGACGGUCGACCUCCCCCUGGCGAGCCCUGCGCCCUGCUCUCCGCCGUGCGCGCGGCGUUGGCCGACGACCUCAACACCCCGGCCGCGCUGGCGGCGCUGGGCCCGCCCCUGCGCGAGCUCAACGAGCUGGCCGGAAAGCGCGGCAAGGGCGCGGCGGGCAGGCAGGCCGCGCUGCUGGCGCUACGCGCGUCCCUGUGGCGGCCCCUGCCCCUGCACGCCCCGGGCCCCUCCUCCUGA
Messenger RNA from Auxenochlorella protothecoides, 1383 nucleotides. Its product is annotated as Cysteine-tRNA ligase. NCBI's taxonomy places the organism in Eukaryota, Viridiplantae, Chlorophyta, Trebouxiophyceae, Chlorellales, Chlorellaceae. Gene Ontology annotation, molecular function: ATP binding; cysteine-tRNA ligase activity. Gene Ontology annotation, cellular component: cytoplasm. Gene Ontology annotation, biological process: cysteinyl-tRNA aminoacylation. The transcript is spliced from 9 exons. The record is from RefSeq and is a predicted model, not a curated record. The coding region runs from base 1 to 1383 and encodes 460 amino acids.